Molecule: messenger RNA, 1724 nt
Organism: Biomphalaria glabrata
Lineage: Eukaryota; Metazoa; Mollusca; Gastropoda; Planorbidae
Product: glycosyl hydrolase YngK-like
Exons: 10
Coding region: 135-1598 (487 amino acids)
Source: RefSeq, a predicted model, not a curated record
UUUAUGUAACCGUAUUUUGAAUGGACGCGCGAAAUGAGGUGUUUACAGUAAUUUGAUAAGGCUAAAGGGAGUUAAAGCAUAAUCACAACUUCAGAUGUGCUGUGUUGUCACACGUUCGGCGGGAGUUACUCAACAUGAUUUUAAGCAUAUGUUGUGGCGUUUUGUUUACCUUGGUAACCACUGCUGAGUCAGCCUGCAGUGCGGGCCGCACCAAACAUGAACUGCGAGGUGCCUGGAUCGCCACAGUCAGCAACAUCGACUGGCCAAAGUCCAGCUCAAAGACAACAAGUCAGAAUAAAGAUGACCUCACAGCAUUACUUGAUGCUCUGGCCUCCGAGACCAUCAACGCUGUAUUCUUUCAGGUUCGAUCUAAUGGAGAGGCGAUGUACAAUUCGUCCAUCGAACCAUGGAGCCAGUACUUGACUGGACAUCAGGGCACACACCCGACUCCUGCCUGGGACCCUCUGCACUUUCUUGUCAUUGAGGCUCACAAGAGAAACAUUGAGGUCCACGCAUGGUUUAACCCAUACAGGGCAAGAUCUGGUUCCACGACCACCACAGGACUGGCACCCAAUCAUAUGGCCAGGGAGCUAUCCGCCCACGCUCAUCCGUACGGCAAUUACAUAUGGAUGGAUCCUGGAAGCAAACAAGUUCAGGACCGCGUGAACGCUGUGGUGAUGGAUGUGGUGAACAGAUAUGACGUCGAUGGUGUCCACAUGGACGACUACUUCUACCCGUACCCAACGGCUGAAAGUUUUCCAGAUACAGCCACAUUCAAUGCUUACAAGAGUGCAGGAGGUAACUUGUCACACAACGACUGGAGGCGUGAAAAUGUGAAUACUUUAAUCCACAGACUGUCUACUAACAUUCAUCACGCCAAACCUUGGGUCAAGUUCGGCAUUGCACCAUUUGGCAUAUGGAAGACUGGACAUCCUGCUGGUGUCGUAGGUCUGUCCAGUGUAGACUCUCUACACGCAGAUUCACGACACUGGCUGCACCAGGGUUGGCUGGACUACAUCGCCCCUCAACUCUACUGGGUGAUUGAUGGGCCCCAGAGUUUUACCAAACUGAUUGACUGGUGGUCAGACCCUGCCCAGAACCCAACACAUAAACACGUGUACGCUGGUCUUGCCGACUACAGGGUGGUUGAAAACAACUGGAAUGUGAAUGAGAUACUGCACCAGGUCCAGGCCACUCAAUCAAGAACUGCCCACGACGUCUGGGGGGUCAUUCAUUACAGCGCCAAGCAUGUGGAGCAUAACGUCCACAGUUUGUUCACCACUUUGAAGUCGUCUGUCUACAAACACCCCGCUCUUCCGGACAAAUACAGCUACCGGGGCGGGGUCCCAGCUCCUGCCGCCCCGAAGGUCACAGCCAGUGGACCCACUCUGGACUGGAGUGGUAGCAGUCAUGAAAACGUCCGCUCCUGGGCUGUGUAUCACAGCGUGGCAAACACCUGCACACUGGUCAAGGUCCUGAACGCCGCCACCACUCACCUGGAUGUCAGCGGUCAAGGCGAGUACGUGGUGUCAGCGGUUAACAGGCUGGGGGAAGAAACUGACGGAAACCCCGUCACUGUGACAACAGUAGUGGGCUAAGUGAAAUAGACUUUGUGUUACUGUUGUGGAAGUUUAGGGUCAUACAUUUAUUUUUCAAUGGUAACUGAAUAAAAGAAAAUAUAAAAUAGCUACGCUUUAAAUCCACAAUAAAUGUUGUUCUUCAUA